Spinacia oleracea (spinach) is the source of this 1591-nucleotide messenger RNA. RefSeq names its product polygalacturonase. Lineage: Eukaryota; Viridiplantae; Streptophyta; Magnoliopsida; Caryophyllales; Amaranthaceae. Gene Ontology annotation, molecular function: polygalacturonase activity. The record is from RefSeq and is a predicted model, not a curated record. The transcript has 4 exons. Gene Ontology annotation, biological process: carbohydrate metabolic process. The coding region runs from base 168 to 1421 and encodes 417 amino acids.
UUCUUAAUAAACAACCUCAAUACAAACAUUUUCGAGUAAUAGGUCUCGAAAAAUUGUGUUCAAGACCCUUAAAAUUCAAGAGGGUUACGUUCAGAUAAGGUUUUCGAGUCAGGUAACAUUUUGUUAGAUCGAUCUACGUACGUACGUACUUCUAUAUAUGUAACAAAAUGGCCAAACUCAUGACAAAUAAACAUAUAUCAACCAUAUGUUUUCUUUGCAUGGUGCUUAUUAACCUACCAUGGUCUACAUUAGCUACUACAACGGUCUUCAACGUGCUAAACUACGGCGCGAAACAAACCGGUUUAACCGACACGAGCGAGGCCUUCAUCGGUGCAUGGGAGGCCGCAUGCGAAACGAGUGGUCCCACGUCGAUUGUGGUCCCUAAGGGGAGGUACUUGCUCCACCCAGUUCAGUUCAGUGGCGUUGGUUGUAACAGCGGUGGUAUAACGUUCUACAUUGACGGGACCAUAGUGGCGCCUCUUGAUUAUCGUGUGCUCGGUGGCGUGGACCGGUGGGUCGGGUUUGAUAGGGUUGAUGGUGUUACAAUUGCGGGUCGUGGAUUUUUUGAUGGUAAAGGUGCUUCUUUGUGGGAUUGUAAGAAGGGUAAAAAUGGGGAUAAUUGUCCUCUAGGUGCAUCGACAUUAACAUUUACCAGCUCCAACAACAUAGUGAUCAAAGGGAUUACUUCACUAAACAGCCAAUUGUACCAUAUUGUGAUCAAUGUAUGUAAGAAUGUUCUAAUCGAAGCCGUCAAAAUCCGAGCCGCCGGAAACAGCCCUAACACGGAUGGCAUUCAUGUACAAGUCUCUUCCGAGGUCACCAUCAAGAACACUAACGUUAAGACGGGAGACGAUUGCGUCUCCAUCGGUCCUGGCACGAAAAACUUGUGGAUUGAACGUAUCGCGUGUGGCCCUAGUCAUGGUAUUAGCAUUGGGAGCCUAGCAAAGAGUAUGGACGAAGAAGGGGUACAAAAUGUGACAGUGAAGACGGCUGUGAUUUCAUACUCCACAACUGGUGUGAGAAUUAAGUCAUGGGGAAGACCUAGCAAUGGAUUUGUUCAAGGGAUCAUUUUUGAGGAUAUUGUCAUGCGUUAUGUUUGGAAUCCUAUUAUCAUUGACCAAAAUUAUUGCCCCCACAAUAUAAAUUGUCCUGGCAAGGAAUCGGGUGUAGAAGUAAGUAACGUGAAGUAUGAACGUAUACGAGGAACUUCGUUAAGCGAAGUUGCCGUGAAAUUCGAUUGCAGUGGUUCGAAUCCGUGCACCGGAAUCGAACUCCGGAAUAUCAAUCUUACCUAUGUUGGUAAAGAAGGUCCAACUCAAUCAUAUUGCAAAAAUGUAGUUGGGAAGGUCAAAGGCUUGGUCAAACCUCAAAGUUGCUUAAACUCAAAUAAGGAUUUCCAUUUCCCUCACUUGUCUGGAUGAUUUAACUUUUUUUAUUUUUUUGUUUCUCAAAGUUGUAUAUUUAUACGGUGUACGUAGUAUGAUUUUUUAGGAGAUUCGUAUGUAUGUCUGUGUACGUAUAUAUUUUUUAGAAAUUUUGAAAGAUUUGUAUGUACUUUUUCUGUUUCUUAAUAUAUAAAUGCAUCAUAUUG